Messenger RNA from Alternaria arborescens, 3027 nucleotides. RefSeq lists its product as hypothetical. The transcript is spliced from 5 exons. The record is from RefSeq and is a predicted model, not a curated record. Bases 1 to 3027 code for a protein of 1008 amino acids. NCBI's taxonomy places the organism in Eukaryota, Fungi, Ascomycota, Dothideomycetes, Pleosporales, Pleosporaceae.
AUGGACAAAAAGGCGCUCCUCUCCCCCGGCCUCGUCUUAGCAUCCGGUUACUUGAGCACUGCAACCCCCGUCGACUACUCCUUCGCCUUUGACAAGCCGCUGCACACUGUCGCCGUCGUCUUACUGCUGACUGGUCUCGCCAUUGUCGCAAUUGAGGCCUGGUCGUCGCGCAGUAGCCAGCCGCAACCGCCGACAAGAUAUAUCGCCAUAGCGCUGAACCAGGUCCAGAGCAGACAUGUCGCCGAAGAGAUAUGGACAGAGGCAGGCCAGCCAGGGAGACGGCGAGGCUGGAGUGUGAGGGCUGUCGGCGCCCUGCUGGCCGUCCUGUUGUUCGCAAUCUGCGGCCGCAUAGCCAUCUUCUACCGCGUUACCAAAGACGUCGAGUGCAGUGGUCCUUCUGCAUUAGCAUUUCUCCCUCUCGUCGCUGCCCUCUACCACAGCAUUCGUCACCCUAGCCAGCGACAAUACCCCGCCUGGAGUGCUGACACGCGCCCACGUACCCAGCUCGACUCCGUCUACAGCUUUGUCUUCGAUGGCUCCACACGCUACAUCAUUCCUUCUUUCCUGCUCUCCGUCAGCAGCUUCCUCGUCAUCAUCAAGUCCAGCGCAUUGCGCUCCACCUUCAUCUGCCCCAUCGCAGAUUCGACAGCGACUACAAUUCCUUCCCUUCAAUUCUUUGCCUUCUUGCUCGACAGUGUUAUUGUCCAGAUCUCAUACCGUCUGAUCGACGAUGGCAUCUCCGAGGCCGAUGACUGGACCAUCCACCUCCAGGAUGGUACCUCGAAUCACCUGCUAGUUGGCUUGACACUUACUGCAUCUUCUUUAGUCCUUCUUGUCGCAGGCAUUAUCAUAUACCCCGCUAUGCCCGAGCAUCGCGAGUGGAUGCUCUCAUUUCCGUCUGAAUAUCUCCUUGGUCUUUUGCGUUUAUCGUUGAUGAUACCCUUUAUGACGUUAUGUUUUCUCAAAUCGGCUCGAUUGUACGGCGUUAUGAGCGCAUUGCUCCUGGCCGCAUUUUCCUCUGCAUAUAUCGGCGUUCUUCGAGCCCUAGGCACCGGCGUUUCCUACUCAUUUCCACCAAAAUCCACCGUUGGACUUGUUUUGUGUUUGACUUUGCUCACCAUUGCGCUCAUCCUCUAUCUCGUCACAGACACCAACAUCGAAACCCGCAUACGUUCCAAAGUGCCGGUUCGUCUGGGCAGGAACCAGUCGGCCGGUUUCAUCGUAUUGCUGAUCGCCUUCUCCAUCGGUGUCGUUGUAUAUCGCCGGCACGGUCCUGUUCUCGAGCAUCCCAUCACUACUCUGAUCGACGUUGCGACAGUUCAACACGAUCGAUGGGCAUCGCAGGCUUACCGGAGUCGAUCUCUCACUGAGGCUGUUGUAAAUUAUCGGCAACGCUAUCAUCGCGACCCCCCACCCAAUUUCGACAAGUGGUACCACUUCGCCAUCAGCCGAAACUCCAUUGUAAUCGACGACUACGACAACAUCGAAAAAGACUUGGCACCCUUCUCAUCUUUCAACGCUGACGACCUUCGACUACGUACUGCCACUGUCUUGGCCACGCAUGAAGGGGUGGGUGGGAUCCGCAUAAGAGACGGGAAGGUGGAAGUGUUCAACAAUGUACCCGAUACGCACCGUUGGAUGAUGGAUGGUGCGGCGACCAUGAUACAGCGAUUUGCUCAAUCGCUCCCUGAUAUGGAUCUCGCCUUGAACCUGAAUGAUGAGAGUCGUGUCGCUGUACCGUACGAACGUUUACAGGAUGCACUGGAUAACCCGCAACCGUACCCUACACCUGAGCCUUCUCGUCCUACGAAAGAUUUCAGUGCUAAUCGUGCGGAAAAGUGGCCGGAUGUUGACCGUGUACGAUCGGAUCCAAACUUCUUCAGCGACGCUCGCAUCAAGUCCUCUUUUGAGACAUACGGAUCCGUCGCCUGCCCACCCGAAUCGCGCGCGCGGAGAGAACGCCACUGGUAUACGAAAUCCUUUUGCCACACCUGUACUCAAGGUCACUCGAUGGGCGCCUUCAUAGCGAAUUGGAGUCUCUCGUCUGAGCCCUGUCAUCAGCCAGAUAUCGCCAAUUUGCAUGGCAUGCACCUCAGUCCAGCUAGCCUGAUGGGUACUCAUGACAUGGUCCCAAUCUUUAGUCAGAGCCGCGCUCCAGGUUAUGCCGAUAUCAGAUACCCAUCGCCGUGGAAUUAUAUGGAAAAGACCAAGUAUGGAUUUGAUGAAAAGUUUCCUGAUCCUCACUUUCAAGAUAAAGUAAAUGUACUUUUCUGGCGCGGGACGACCACUGAGGGCGUGACUACGCACGGCACAUGGAAAGGCAUGCUUCGCCAGCGACUUGUGCAUCUCAUGAACAACGAAACCUCCCGCCAACCUAUCCUCCUCCCGAAACCUGACCAUAGCGGCCAUCUGGAAUACAUGCUGAAACGCACGAGCGACAUCAAAAGACUUCUCGAGACCAAGACUGAUGUCCGCCUUGUCGGUCCGAUCGCGCGCUGCGCAGGGCAAGACUGCACCGGCCAGACACGCGAGUUCGGCUUUGGUGAUCCUAUCGAUUUCAAGCAACACUGGCGCUACCGAUACUUGGUCGAUACUGACGGCGCUGGCUUCUCUGGUCGAUUUAUUCCCUUUCUACAGUCCAACUCCGUCGUCUUCAAAGCUGCCCUCUUCCGUGAAUGGUACGAAGGCCGUCUCACCGCUUGGAAACACUUCGUUCCUGUGGACCUCCGCCUGCACGACCUCUUCUCUUCGCUCGCCUACUUCGGCGGAUAUGGUGUUGAGGCAAGGAACAAACGCAUGAUGGAGGGCCAAAUCAAGGCAGCGGAGAAGAUUGCACGUGAUGGCAAAGUGUGGACUGAGAAGGUGCUGAGGAAAGAGGAUAUGGAGGUUUACAUGUUCAGGCUCUUGCUUGAGUGGGGGAGGCUGACGGAUGACGCGAGGACUGAAGUUGGCUUCCGCAUAGAGAAGGGGAAAACGAGUGCUAGUGAGAGGAUGAGCAGUGUCGAGCGAGAGGUGGAAGAGUUGUGA